UCAAGAGAUGUGGUCUUAGAACCACAUCUUUGGGUUCUAUAUUUUUUUUCAUAACACUUAUAAGAUGCGGUUACAUAAAAACCGCAUCUUUUGGCCCAUGCUUUUUUCAAAACAAACAUAAAUCUAUUUCAAAACACCUAUAAGAUGCGGUUAAAGAGAAGAACCGCAUCUUUUGAAAACACUCAUAGCAUCUUUUGAUCAAUUAUGUACUAGUGUUUGUCUUUCCCAAUAGACCAUCACCCCAUUUUUCUUAACUUUGUACUUAUCAAUAUAACAAAAAAGUAAAUAUAUUAAAGUUGGUGCAUUCGUGUUGGAAUGAGGCAGUGGGAAACAAUGUGGAGAUGGGAAAAGUAGGAGAAAAAAUGGAUGUCGACUUCAUUUUAUCAACUGGAGACAACUUUUAUGAUGAUGGAUUGAUUGACGUGGAAGAUUCGUUAUUUGAUGAGUCGUUUACUCAAAUAUAUACGGCAACUAGCUUGCAAAAACAAUGGUACUCUGUGUUGGGAAAUCAUGAUUACAGGGGCAAUGUCUUGGCACAACUGAGUCCUGUUCUUUCGCACAAAGACAGUAAAUGGCUUUGUCUUAGAUCAUUUAUUGUAGAUUCAGGAAUUGUGGAACUUUUCUUCGUUGAUACAACACCAUUUCAAGAUAAAUAUUUCAAUCAAACAAAACAUACAUACGAUUGGAGAGGCGUGCUCCCUCGGGAAGAAUAUCUAUCAAAUGUUUUAAAGGAGGUUGAUACGGCACUUAAAGAAUCAAGUGCCACGUGGAAAGUCGUAAUUGGCCACCAUACAAUUUUCAGCGCCGGGCAUCAUGGAAACACUCAAGAACUUGUCGAUCAACUUUUACCUAUCCUUAAGGCAAAUGAUGUGGAUCUUUACAUAAAUGGGCAUGAUCACUGCUUACAACACAUCAGUAGUAAAAAUGGUCAACUUCAAUUUCUAACAAGCGGAGGCGGAUCAAAGGCAUGGAAAGGUGAUGUCAACCAAUGGGACUCUAAUGAAAUGAAGUUUUAUUACGAUGGUCAGGGUUUCAUGACACUCCGAGUAACCGUAAAUGAAAUCGGUGUGGCUUUCUAUGAUGUGUUUGGUGAAAUCAUCCAUAGCUGGAGGACCUCCAAGUACACACACAUGGACUCAUAAAACAAUGAAAAAUCUAUAGAUGGUUAUAUAUAUACACAUAAAACAAUGAAAAUCUAUAGAUGGUUAUAUAUAUACUAGGCUAUCACCUGGGAAUAUCCUGGACUAGAAAAAUUUAAUUUUCAAUAAUUAAAAGUACAUAAACAACA
Messenger RNA from Helianthus annuus (common sunflower), 1288 nucleotides. Its product is annotated as purple acid phosphatase 8. The coding region runs from base 342 to 1142 and encodes 266 amino acids. The transcript has 7 exons. Lineage: Eukaryota; Viridiplantae; Streptophyta; Magnoliopsida; Asterales; Asteraceae. The record is from RefSeq and is a predicted model, not a curated record. Gene Ontology annotation, molecular function: ferric iron binding; ferrous iron binding; acid phosphatase activity.